GGACUCCAAGUGGCAAAGCCUCAGCGGUCUAUCAUCGUGGGGAGAGACUGGUCCUCAACGAUGGAGGAACAUAAAAGGCGCCUUCCGGUACCUUGCUAGGAACCAUCAGCCCUCUUCUUUUGACGCUUCCCAGAUAGAAGUAAAGCCCUCGAGCACCCAAACCCCCGAUCUAUCAUUCAAGAUGUUCCACAAGCUCAUAUUAGCAUUGCCCCUUCUUUCGCUCACCUUCCUCGCCCUGGCCAGCCCUCUGGAGGAACGCCAGAGUAUACCUGGGCUGAUUGAUAACUUGUUGACGGGCAUUCUCUCGGGUGUUUCACAGCUUAUCAAAAACGUGCUUGCUGGCACGACAUCGGGCAUCGACAACGCUAAAUCGAACAAGCCGCCCCUCUGCUCAUCAAUGAUCGACUCUUGCUGUGCAUGGUACGAUGUUUCAGCUGAGCUCACAAAACUGUUCUUGCAAGCAGACGGCGGGUGCAACGACAAUGCUCGUGCUGCCGUGCGAUUUGGCUUCCACGACGCCGGUGCCUGGGACAAGACUUCGCCCAAUGGCGGCGCUGAUGGAUCUCUCUUGAUGAACUUUGGCGAGAUAGACCGACCUGAGAACAACGGUUUACAGAGUAUUCGUGGAGUACUUCAAGGUGUACAACAGAAGUACAGAGUCGGAUACGCCGACCUUGUUCAGUACGCCCACAACCACGCAACUGUCACCUGUCCGAAGGGACCACGCAUCAGGACCUUCGUCGGCCGCAAGGAUGCAACAAAAGCUGCGCCUACUGGUCUGCUGCCAGAUGUACGUGACAGCGCAGACAACCUCAUCGCUCUCUUCGAACGCAAAGGGUUCUCCGCCCAUGAUCUCGCCGCACUCGUCGGUGCCCACGCAACAGCGAAGCAACGUUUCGUCGACGUAUCUCAGGCCGGAAAGCCGCUUGACACCACCCCCACUGUCUGGGACGUCGAAUUCUACAACGACACGCUGAACCAACCGACGAUGCCCAACGACAAGAUCUUUGUACUUCCCUCUGAUAAGGUGCUGAGCGUACAUCCUAAGGUCAACGGCGAGUGGAAGCAGUUCGUCGGCAACCAGCAACACUGGAACGAGGACUACUCAAAAGCGUACAUUAGGAUGAGCCUGACAGGUGUGACAAACCUGAAAGACUUGAGGGACUGCACAAAGACGCUGCCUGCAAGCAGGCCGAACUUUGUGGCGCCGAAGCUUCGAGUAUAAUGAUCGCGGGAAGUGGGGGUUUUGUGGGAGUUUUACUGGAGUUGUUUUAGGGGAGUUGUCUUGUAAGAGUUGUCUUGCGGGAGUUGUUGUAUGCUUCAAUACCCUUGUGAAAGCAGUUCUCGACACUAUGACGAACUUAUUCACUAAAUUUCACAUUGCACUUGGAAGUCUUCCUAAUGCGAAUUCUCAUAAUGGGCAGACAGAGAACACCGGCAAGCUUUAAUCACCACUUCAGUUGCAGCACAGCGCCCAGUUCAGGCAGAGGGAAAGUCGUGUUCCCACGAGGCCACGCGACACGACUGUGCACAUGGGAAACAACGCGCUUGUGGCAGCCCUGUGGUUGUGAUUGGGCGGUAGAUCACGUAGGGUAACACCAGCAAAAAUACUUCUCAUAUGCAACAGGUCCAGCACGAUCACGUAUC
Messenger RNA from Didymella exigua CBS 183.55, 1647 nucleotides. RefSeq names its product class II peroxidase. The record is from RefSeq and is a predicted model, not a curated record. Lineage: Eukaryota; Fungi; Ascomycota; Dothideomycetes; Pleosporales; Didymellaceae. The coding region runs from base 182 to 1225 and encodes 347 amino acids. The transcript has 2 exons. Gene Ontology annotation, biological process: response to reactive oxygen species; hydrogen peroxide catabolic process; cellular response to oxidative stress. Gene Ontology annotation, molecular function: heme binding; peroxidase activity.